Aplosporella prunicola CBS 121167 is the source of this 1062-nucleotide messenger RNA. RefSeq names its product glycoside hydrolase family 132 protein. NCBI's taxonomy places the organism in Eukaryota, Fungi, Ascomycota, Dothideomycetes, Botryosphaeriales, Aplosporellaceae. Gene Ontology annotation, biological process: fungal-type cell wall organization. Gene Ontology annotation, cellular component: fungal-type cell wall; cell surface. The transcript is spliced from 3 exons. The coding region runs from base 1 to 1062 and encodes 353 amino acids. The record is from RefSeq and is a predicted model, not a curated record.
AUGACCGGCGCCAAGUCCACCACGAUUUCCUCGGUUCACUCGAUCAGCGAGGCCAGCAAGUCUUCUACUGGCAAAGUCACCUCGACGUCUGUUUCGACCACCACUGGCAAGGGCUCCAGCCUUCCCAAGACCUCAUCCGCCUCUGAGACCUACGGAGUUCCAUCUGGCAAACCGACUUCUACCGUCCCCACGGCCAAGGGUCUCGACAAAGACUUCCCGGACAACGUUCCUUGCACUGAGUUCCCUUCUGACUAUGGUGCGAUCCCGGUUGAGUACAUGAACCUCGGCGGCUGGAUCGGCGUGCAGGUUCCGAACAUUGCCACUGCUGCCGGAUUUGACGACAUCGAAACCAUGGUUUCCAACCUCUGUGACGGCGAGGACUGCUGCGUCGAGGGCGCAUUCUGUUCAUAUGCCUGCCCCCCUGGCUAUCAGAAGUCUCAAUGGCCCAAGACUCAGGGCACAACUGGACAGUCAAUCGGUGGAAUCCAGUGCAGAAGCGGUAUGCUCCGUUUGACUAACCCUGACGAAAAGAGGCUCUGCAUUCCUGGAGCCAAAGAAGUCAAUAUCCAGGUCGAAAACAAGCUCAACGGCUCUGUAGCUAUCUGUCGCACCGACUAUCCUGGAACCGAGGGCAUGACCAUUCCUCUGGAGACGUAUCCGGGAGAUGUCGCACCCUUGACCUGCCCUGAUCAAAAGACCUACUAUCAGUGGCAGGGUAAAUCAACUUCCGGACAGUACUAUGUGAACAACCUCAACGUUCCGGCUUUUGAUGCUUGCCAAUGGUCUGAUGGAGAAGAGCCUAUCGGCAAUUGGGCCCCGUUGAACCUUGGUGUCGGAUAUGCCAAUGGCGCCGCAUACCUGGCCAUCUUCCAGAACAGGCCCACGACUUACUCGAGGUUGGGCUUCUCCGUCGAGAUUGUCGCUAAGCACAUGAGCGGCAAAUGCAAGUACUCUCACGGAAAGUACUGCAAGGGCGACGAUUACCAGGAUUGCAAUGAUAACGACGGCUGCACUGUUGCCGUCUCCUCGGGUAACGCUACCUUCGUCCUUUCUUAUGAUUGA